GGUUAGGGGGAGCCGGAGGAGGAGGAGGAAGUGUCAUGGCGUCGGGCCGUGGGGCUUCUUCUCGCUGGUUCUUCAGCCGGGAGCAGCUGGAGAACACGCCGAGCCGCCGCUGCGGGGUGGAGGCGGAUAAGGAACUCUCGUACCGCCAGCAGGCGGCCAACUUUAUCCAAGAUAUGGGGCAGCGUCUCAAUGUCUCCCAACUUACAAUAAAUACUGCAAUUGUUUACAUGCACAGGUUUUAUAUGCACCAUUCUUUCACCAAGUUUAACAGAAAUGGUGAAGGGGGUGGUCUCAAAUUGAAUAUAAUAGCACCAACUGCAUUAUUCUUGGCUGCAAAAGUUGAAGAACAGCCUAGAAAACUUGAACAUGUCAUCAAAGUAGCACAUGCCUGUCUUCAUCAAGAGCUACUGUUGGACACAAAGAGUGAAGCAUACCUUCAGCAGACCCAAGAACUGGUUAUACUUGAAACUAUAAUGCUACAAACUCUGGGUUUUGAGAUCACCAUUGAACACCCACAUACAGAUGUGGUGAAAUGUACCCAGUUAGUGAGAGCAAGCAAGGAUUUGGCACAGACAUCCUAUUUCAUGGCUACCAACAGUCUACAUCUUACUACCUUCUGCCUUCAAUAUAAACCAACAGUGAUAGCAUGUGUAUGCAUUCAUUUGGCCUGCAAAUGGUCCAAUUGGGAGAUUCCUGUAUCUACUGAUGGAAAACAUUGGUGGGAAUAUGUGGAUCCAUCAGUUACUUUAGAAUUACUAGAUGAAUUAACUCAUGAGUUUCUACAAAUUUUGGAGAAAACUCCUAAUAGAUUGAAGAGGAUACGAAACUGGAGGGCUAAUCAGGCGGCUAAAAAACCUAAAGGGGAUGGACAGGUGGCUGAGACAGCUCUUCUUGGUUCAUCUCUGGUGCAGAAUUCCAUUUUAGUAGAUAGUGUUACUGGUGUGACUACAAAUGCAAGCUUUCAGAAACCAUCUUCAUCGGCAUUUCCUGCACCAGUACCUCUGAAUUCAGGAAAUAUUUCUGUUCAAGAUAGUCAUACGGCUGAUAAUUUGGCAAUGCUAACAACAGGAAUGCCAAGUACCUCAUACAGUUUGGCAUCACACCAAGAAUGGCCUCAGCAUCAAGAACCAACAAGGACAGAACAAAUAUAUUCACAGAAACAGGAGACUCCAGUGUCUAGUAGUCAGUACAACAUCAACUUCCAGCAAGGACCUGCUGGGUCAUUACAUUCAGGAUUACAUCACAGGUCUGACAAACUGUCUGAUCAUUCUUCAGUUAAACAAGAAUAUACUCAUAAGUCAGGAAGCAGUAAACACCAUGGGCCAGUUUCUGCGGCUCCUGUAAUAGUUCCUCAGAAAAUGUCAUUAGAUAAAUAUAGAGAGAAACGAAAGCUAGAAACACUUGAACUGGAUGUAAGGGAACACUAUGUAGCUGCCCAAGCAGAGCAACCACACAAAAAGCACAUGCAGUUGCAGGCAGCCAGCAGCAGUUCUGUAACUUCUCCCAUUAAAAUGAAAAUUCCUAUUGCAAAUGCAGAAAAACCAGAAAAAUACAUGUUGGAUAAAAAAGAAAAGAGUGGAUCACUUAAGUUGCGUAUUCCGAUUCCUCCCACUGAUAAAAGCGCUAGUAAAGAAGAAUUGAAAAUGAAAAUAAAAGUUUCUUCCUCAGAAAGACACAGCUCUUCUGAUGAGGGCAGUGGAAAAAGCAAGCAUUCAAGCCCUCACGUGAGCAAAGACCACAAAGAAAAGCACAAGGAACAUUCCUCCAACCGCCAUCACAGUAGCAGCCACAAGCAUUCCCAUUCACAUAGUGGCAGCAGUAGUGGUGGCAGUAAACAUAGUACUGAUGGAAUACCACCCACAGUUCUAAGGAGUCCUGUUGGCCUGAGUAGUGAUGGUGGUAAUUCCUCUAGUUCCAGUGCUGCAAGAAAGAAGUUGCACAUCAAUGAUGCGUCUCACAACCACCACUCCAAAAUGAGCAAAAGUUCCAAAAGUUCAGGUAGUUCAUCUAGUUCUUCCUCCUCUGUUAAGCAGUAUAUAUCCUCUCACAACUCUGUUUUUAACCAUCCCUUACCCCCUCCUCCCCCUGUCACAUACCAGGUGGGCUACGGACAUCUCAGCACCCUCGUGAAACUGGACAAGAAGCCAGUGGAGACCAACGGUCCUGAUGCCAAUCACGAGUACAGUACAAACAGCCAGCAUAUGGACUACAAAGACACAUUCGACAUGCUGGAUUCGCUGUUAAGUGCCCAAGGAAUGAACAUGUAAUCAAUUGUUUAGGUCAAUUUUUCCUUUACUUUUUUAAUUUAAGAAUUGUUAGAAUGGAAAACUUCCUGAUCUAGCAAAGGCAACACCAGCUGUUGCUGCCAUUGUUUCAAUAUAUGUAAGUGCUGCUUUAUCCUUCACUCUGAAAAGAAGAGAUUAUAGUAAACAAGUCUUAUCUCCACAUAUGAUAGUGUUAUAAAUACUGUAAUAGCAUGGAAGGUGCAAAAAUCUCAGUAUUUUUACAGUCGCAGCUAAGAACAGUAGAACGAAUGGCUGCUUCUAGGUGUAUAGGAUGCCUCAAGCAUUAUUUAUCAUUUGAAUCCUGAAGCCACCAUUUUUUUGUUGUUGUUUAGCUUUUGAAUGAGUGUAAAUUGUUUUCUUUUGUGUAUUUAUGCUGUAUGUAUGAUUUGCAUGUUUCAAUGAUAAAGGGAUAAAACAGUAUACUGACAACUGUUUACAAGAAGGUGGAGAAAAAUGUACAUACAUUUUUGUAUGUUUAAAUAUUACCAUAAAUACUCAGGAUUGGAGCUGCUUGUAAGUAUAACAAAAUAUACAGAAUAACUUUAUUUUGUCUUGUGUCAGAGUCCAUCAGUAAUCUUUAAAAAAAAAAAGGUGGCACUUUGUCAUGUUAAUCUUUAACUAUAGGCCUUAUUGGGAGCCGCUGAAUGGGACGCUGAGUGGGUAUCCAGUGCCAGGAAUGGUCAUUCAUACCUGACUGUGGGGCACUAAAUUGUUGCCUUCAUGGAUUGUUGUGACCAGAUUGGCCAUUGAAAAGGUCCCUUGUUUUCUGAAGGAAAAAAAGGAAUAAAAAUAAAGUUUACAUAAUCUUUUGAUGUGAAGUGCAUUUAAAUGUUUAUUGGCUUGAUGCAGUAAUAUAGACACAGAGCUGUUAAUAAUGGUUAUGUAGAUUAAUGUGAUUUGAGAACUAAAGAAUUCAUAAAAAAAACUUACAUAGUAAAAAAUUAGUAAGUUGUGUCUUUUUUUUAACUUUAGCACCAUAUAUGUUAUUUUAGUAGCAAACAGGGAUCACUGUUCCAUAGCAUUCAGAAUCUCUGCAUUCUGAAUUCCCCAAGAAGUGUGUUUGUGUGUGAUGCCAUGUUUCUUUUACAGGUGAAUGCAGCUGUCACAAUAAAAAUGAAAGUAAAACUAUUGCUAUCACAAUUUUCCUUUAUAUUCCAACAAUAAAAUAACUAUCAUUGACUGUGCAUUGUACUUGUGAUUAUAGUUUAUACAAUCAGAAAGCUCUGUGGAAAAAAAAAUCAGUCUCCAAUUAAACCACUAGUGUACAUUUUUAUAUUUGUUUGCACGUCUCAUCAUAGUCCUGUUGAUGUAAAGUUUGCACAGUCUUCUGACUCUAGAACAAAUGACAGGCUUUAACUUUUUUUUUUUAAAGUUGUGAUUAAAAGCCAGUACUCUUAAUUCUGUUUUAUCAGCUGAUACUUGAGAACUUGUCCUGUGGUAAAUUUGUAAGCAGUCUUUAAGUUGUGGAGUGUUUUAAGUUGGGUUGAAUUCAGCUUUUGCAAGCACCAAACAGUUAUCUGAAAUCUGUCUUAUUUUUCCCUAAAUGUACAUGAAUUUUUAAAUGUUCUGAAACUACUGGUACAUGCACAAUUGUAAUUUUAUUCACGUAUCUGUUGUAGUUUAUUGUAAAUAUUUGAGAAUUUAAUCUCAUCCUUUACCUUUUAGUUUAUUAAGUAAAUCCAAUAACUACCAAUAACUACAUCAGCAGCUAUAUAAUUUGGUUUAAACUUUAAAAAAAAAAGAUUAUGGUUGUUAAUUCUUUUGUCAGUUUAUCUGAAUUUAGGGCAUGUAGACGCCUACCCCUAGGGACACCUAGAGCCCUGUCUAACCAGUGUGUCCUAAUACGUUAGCAUCAGGUUGGCUUUGAAGUUUUUUUCAGUGAGUUUAAUAAUUUGUGCCAUUAAAUGUCACGCGUCACUGCUUAUGGCAUAAUGUAUCCAGAAACAUAGUAUUUUUAAUGCAGUCUUAUUCUUGCGAUGGUACAUAAACCAGGGACUAGUGUAGAAUUGAGCUUUGUGCAAGAUGAGGGCAGGGGAGGUUUUUGUUCGUAAAGUGAUAACUGUAAGUAGAUGUGAACUUCUAAGGAGCUAUCAUGUGAAAUAAUAUAGGGUUGCUGUGCUACUGUAUAAUGGGGAACCAUAAUACCAGGAAUUUUAAUAAGAUUUUGUAAAGAAUGUCCAGAAAAAGUGGUGAAUUUAUUUUCAGACUGAAAUAGAAAACAAUGUGAAUAUUUAAGGUCUGCAACUAUACUUAAUAAACUUCACUAAGAAUUUGGGAGUUUGUUUUGAGAUGUUGUGGGAAUAAAGGUAAUUUUGUUGAAUCUUUAUAAUUGGUGCUAAUGAUGGAAGGUUCUAAAAUAGCUAGUGUAACUUGUUAUGAUUUAGUACUCGUUGGUACUUCCACAGAAUUGAACUUGAAGUGCUAUGUAUUCACUUUUCACUCUGUAAAUGUGACUCUAUACAAUGACUUUAUUUAUUAAAAGGCAGCCAGUUGUAAUUUUUA
Molecule: messenger RNA, 4787 nt
Organism: Phascolarctos cinereus (koala)
Lineage: Eukaryota; Metazoa; Chordata; Mammalia; Diprotodontia; Phascolarctidae
Gene: CCNT2
Product: cyclin T2
Biological process (GO): regulation of transcription by RNA polymerase II
Molecular function (GO): cyclin-dependent protein serine/threonine kinase regulator activity
Source: RefSeq, a predicted model, not a curated record